UAAAAGCUAGUUUUGAGAUCAUAAAGGACUGUUGCGAAAUCUUGAUCUUAAACAGCUGAACAAAUCUGAAAAGCAGAUGCCCCAUAUCUAAGAAAUGAGAGAGCAUGAUCUCCUUAGAUAAUACCACCACUUCCAAAGAUGGCAAGAUCUGGGAUAGCUUUGGCCACUUCUGAUGUUUUUCUCAGGGCUAUAGGUCUCAACAUUGAUCCGCAUCCUCCACCAUAAGUGACAUUGUUUUCUUCACCAACAGCUGGCCAAGGGGUACCAAGAGGAUCUGGAUCCAUUAAAGUUGGGAAGGUGUUAGUCAAUGUAACUGCUUUUGCGCCUCCUUCUUUGGCAGCCUAGGCAAUAACAGCAGAAUCUGGAUAGUUGGGAGUAAUUUUAACAAUAACUGGAAUAUCAAUUUCAGAGGUAACCCACUGACAUAUAUCUUUAACUAUUUAUGGGUUUUCUCCACAAGCUCUACCCAUUCCUAAUUCA
Paramecium octaurelia is the source of this 480-nucleotide messenger RNA. Lineage: Eukaryota; Ciliophora; Oligohymenophorea; Peniculida; Parameciidae. The record is from the annotation of a GenBank genome assembly.